Sclerotinia sclerotiorum 1980 UF-70 is the source of this 828-nucleotide messenger RNA. RefSeq lists its product as hypothetical. Gene Ontology annotation, cellular component: endomembrane system; membrane. The coding region runs from base 1 to 828 and encodes 275 amino acids. The transcript has 3 exons. The record is from RefSeq and is a predicted model, not a curated record. Lineage: Eukaryota; Fungi; Ascomycota; Leotiomycetes; Helotiales; Sclerotiniaceae.
AUGACAGAUAUAAACACACUUCGAGAACGCAGAAAAGAAAUAUCUGCAGACAUCCUCUCUGAUGAACCUCUCACCAAAACGAACACAAACAUAACCUCUCCCUCUUCUACUUCAUCUGCGGAAAAGAAAACAAAGAAAUCUCUUAAUAAAUUAGCAGCAGAUGAAGAUGCAGCUCCUUUUUCAUUAGUAGAUUUAUUAAGAUCAAUUGUUUUUAUAUUCAUAGCUAGUUGUGGGUUGAGUUAUGUGGUUACGAGGAAUAGUUAUUUUUGGGGCAUGAAGAGACCUAUGUGGACUAGGGGGGAGGUUUUAAGAGCCUUAUUGAAUGGACCCCCCUCCCUAACCGACGCCGACCUCGUUCAAUACGACGGCACAAACCCCUCACUUCCCAUCUAUCUCGCUCUCAAUGGCACUAUCUACGAUGUUUCCGCUGGACGUAGACAUUAUGGACCAGGAGGUAGUUAUCAAUUUUUCGCAGGAGUAGAUGCCAGUCGAGCAUUUGUUACGAAUUGUUUUCAAGAGGAUCGUACGCCGGAUAUGCGGGGGGUGGAGGAAAUGUUCCUUCCGCUUGAUGAUGAGGAGGUUGAUAGCGAGAUUGUGAGGAAGAUUGGGAAGGGGGAGUUUAAGAAGUUGAGGGAGAGGGAAUUGAGGGAUGCGAGGAAGAGUGUUGCGGAGGCGUUGGGUCAUUGGGUUGGGUUCUUUGAAAAUAGUGGGAAAUAUCCAAAGAUUGGACGCGUACAGAGGGAAAAGGGAUGGGAGACUAAAGGGGAAAAACCAAAGUUGUGUGAGAGGGCUCAGAAAGGGAGGAAGAAGAGAACGAUUCCUGAGUAG